ACAACCCACCAAGGCAGAAACAUAUUUAUUCGAGAACUAUAUAAAUAAGCGAACCAGAGUAGGGUUUCAGCACUUUGAGCCGUCUCCAAGCAGCUGCUGCAGAAAACCCAGAACUCCUCUGCUGCUGCACCCGCUCAACUAUGGCCGUCGGAAAGAACAAGAGAAUUUCCAAGGGAAAGAAAGGAGGAAAGAAGAAGGCUGCGGAUCCAUUUGCCAAGAAGGAUUGGUAUGACAUCAAAGCUCCUUCUGUUUUCAACAACAGAAGCGUUGGCAAGACUCUUGUUUCCCGUACUCAGGGUACUAAGAUUGCCUCAGAAGGACUUAAACAUAGAGUGUUUGAGAUAUCACUUGGUGACCUUCAGGGUGAUGAGGAGCAUGCUUUCAGAAAGAUUAGAUUGAGAGCUGAAGAUGUUCAAGGAAAGAAUGUCCUCACCAAUUUCUGGGGGAUGGACUUCACCACAGACAAGUUGAGGUCCUUGGUGAGGAAGUGGCAGACCUUGAUUGAAGCCUAUGUUGAUGUUAAAACAACUGACAACUACACUUUGAGGAUGUUCUGUAUUGGAUUCACCAAAAGACGUCCAAACCAGGUUAAGAGGACUUGCUAUGCACAGUCCAGCCAAAUUAGACAGAUUCGCCGCAAGAUGAGGGAGAUCAUGGUAGCACAGGCAACAUCUUGCGAUCUUAAGGACCUUGUCCAAAAGUUCAUUCCUGAAAUGAUCGGGCGAGAGAUUGAGAAGGCAACUUCAAGCAUCUACCCCUUGCAAAAUGUUUACAUUCGCAAAGUGAAGAUUCUGAAAGCUCCCAAGUUUGAUCUUGGAAAGUUGAUGGAGGUUCAUGGUGAUUAUUCAGAGGAUGUUGGUGUGAAGAUGGAGAGGCCUGCUGAUGAGACAAUGGUUGAAGGUUCUACUGAAGUAAUUGGAGCUUAAAUGAUUCCAAGAUGUCUUUUAACUGUUCUUUAGUUUAAAGAAUUUUUGAACAUCUUUUGUUUGAAACUUAGAUAUGUUUUAAGUUGCAAAUUUGUUCUAGCUGAAAUGUUUACAAUGGGUAUGCUUUUGUGCAUUAGUGAGGAGACAAUUUUUGGUCCAAACCCCGUUUCAAAAACAUGAAUUUUCACCCUUAUAUUUUGCUAUUGAAUAUCAUAAGAUCCUUUGCGAAA
This is a messenger RNA of Mangifera indica (mango), 1156 nucleotides long. RefSeq names its product 40S ribosomal protein S3a. The transcript is spliced from 7 exons. NCBI's taxonomy places the organism in Eukaryota, Viridiplantae, Streptophyta, Magnoliopsida, Sapindales, Anacardiaceae. Gene Ontology annotation, cellular component: cytosol; ribosome. The record is from RefSeq and is a predicted model, not a curated record. The coding region runs from base 141 to 926 and encodes 261 amino acids. Gene Ontology annotation, molecular function: structural constituent of ribosome. Gene Ontology annotation, biological process: translation.